AAAGCACCCCAGCCAUUUCUUGCACAGAUACCAUCCUUCUUGCUUACCCUAUCCAAUUAUCUUAAGCUACAUAUAUACGUACUUUUCCUUCUUCUCCUUUUAAUAUCUGAAUGUAUUUACAGAGCCUUUGAAACAUUCACUAUAUUCAUUACUUAGAAUUAGGUAUAAUAUUCAAGGUAACGAUUAAUUAAUGGCUUCAAGCUCCCUUAGAAAACACAAUUCCAGCUCUUCAUGGACACCAAAACAGAACAAGCUGUUUGAAAAAGCACUGGCCGUGUACGACAAAGAGACCCCGGAGCGGUGGCAAAAUGUGGCCAAAGCUGUAGGUGGCAAUAAAACAGCGGAAGAAGUGAAGAAACACUAUGACAUCCUUCUAGAAGAUCUCAGGCAAAUUGAGUCCGGACGGGUUCCUAUUCCCAACUACAAGUCCUCCAUUGGAAGCAGCACCAGCAGCAUCAAUGUUGAUGAAGAAGAAAGGCUUCUCAAGUAUCUUAAGCUGCAGUAAAGUCCAAGUCAGUUCAACCUUUUCAUGAAAAGGUUUUACUACAUAUAUCGAGGAUAGAGGAUAUAUGCCUCUUUAAUUUUAUGUUCAACUCUCUCUCUCUCUCCAUCUUAAUUGAUGUCAGUGUUGCUGCAUGCAUCCUCCUGGUGAGGAAAUCUUAUUUUCUCAAACUAGAAGUAAACGCAAGUGUCUCCUUCACCUGCAUCCUCAUGGUUCAUGGACUAUACUCACGAGUGCGAUAUUAAAUUAUUCUUAAGUUAUUGUAAUCACUUAGUCCAAAAAUAAAAAAAAAAACAAAC
Molecule: messenger RNA, 801 nt
Organism: Pyrus x bretschneideri (Chinese white pear)
Lineage: Eukaryota; Viridiplantae; Streptophyta; Magnoliopsida; Rosales; Rosaceae
Product: protein RADIALIS-like 3
Exons: 2
Coding region: 191-505 (104 amino acids)
Molecular function (GO): DNA-binding transcription factor activity
Source: RefSeq, a predicted model, not a curated record